This is a messenger RNA of Phragmites australis (common reed), 435 nucleotides long. RefSeq lists its product as uncharacterized. The transcript has 2 exons. Bases 1 to 435 code for a protein of 144 amino acids. Lineage: Eukaryota; Viridiplantae; Streptophyta; Magnoliopsida; Poales; Poaceae. The record is from RefSeq and is a predicted model, not a curated record.
AUGGAGGGCCACAAUCGGUUGUACAACAACUACUUUGCUGAGUCCUCAGUAUACCCCGACUACAUUUUUCGGCGCAGGUUCAGGAUGAAACGUGAUCUGUACUGCAAGAUUGUGAGGGAGGUUGAGGACCAUGACCCGUGGUUCAAGCAAAGGAGGAACGCUGCAGGAGAGCUUGGGCUGUCAGCCCUGCAAAAAGUAACUGCGGCUUUUCGUAUGUUAGCUUACGAUGCUCCUUCAGAUUCUCUCAACGAGUGCCUCCGGCUAGGGGAGAGCACCAUCAUUGAGAGCAUGAGGCGUUUCGUGCGUGCCAUUAUCGAGGUGUUCGGUGACGAGUACCUCCGGGCUCCGAACGAGGAGGAUACUGCUCGAUUGCUGGAUAUGAACCAGCGUCGAAGGUUCCCCGGGAUGCUUGGAAGCAUCGAUUGCAUGCAUUAG